AAUUGCAAACAAUAUGAUCUGUCAAAAACGAAGUUAGGUUAAGGUUCCCAUCGUGAUGAUUGAUGACGGUAGCAUAAGAACGAAUGAGAGGUGUAUGUCAUAAAGUAAGCAGCAAAGGGCCACGACAAUGAGAAAUAUAGUUAGUGAAAUAAAAGACAUGUCUGUAUGGCGAAUACUGGCUGCCGUUUGCGCUUCAGUUACAUUUGUCCCGUUCUCGAUAUUCACUGCCUACGAUGCAAUGCAGAGGCGCCGUCUUAAACACAGAUUAAGAGACAAGGUGGUUCUUAUAACAGGUGCUAGCUCUGGCUUAGGUGAGGCACUGGCCCAUGCUUUCUAUCAGGCUGGAUGCAGGGUGAUUCUUGCAGCAAGACGUGAAGAUGAGCUCCAAAGAGUCAAGAAUGCUUUGUUAACUACUCAUAAUACAAAAGUUACACAUCCUCCUGUUGUGCUGCCUCUGGAUCUUUCUGAUCUGAAUGCUUUACCAGGGAAGAUUGCAAAAGUCCUUGAGAUAGUUGAUCGUAUUGACAUUUUAAUAAAUAAUGGAGGUAUCAGUUAUCGUGGCAAUGUGUUGACUACAUCUGUUGAUGUUGAUAUUAAACUUAUGCUGGUUAAUUACUUUGGACAAGUGGCACUUACAAAAGCGGUCUUACCAUCCAUGAUCGAAAAACAGAAUGGACACAUCGUUGCCAUUAGCAGUGUCCAAGGAAAAAUAGCAAUUCCAUACAGAUCAGCCUAUGCUGCAUCAAAGCAUGCCCUUCAAGCAUUCUGUGACACACUGAGAUCAGAAGUUGCAUCACACAAUAUAAAUGUCACUGUUGUGAGUCCUGGAUACAUACGUACGAAGUUGUCAUUAAAUGCAUUGACAGGAAGUGGACAGGCUUAUGGAGUAAUGGAUGCAACUACAGAAAGUGGUUCACCGGCAGAGAAAGUGGCAGAAGACAUACUUCAUGCUGUUGCUGCAGAAAAGAAGGAACUCAUCACAUGUCCAUUUCUCCCACGAAUUGCAAUACUGAUCAGAACACUUUAUCCAGAUCUGUACUUCUGGCUGAUGAAAAAGAGAGCAAAGCCCCAUUAGCAGUGUAUGUUUAAAGGCUUAGUAAGAGUUAUAAUGUGAAUGUUGAAGUUUUUAGAUUUUUAUAUUAAAUUAUUGUUUUUUUCUUAA
Messenger RNA from Schistocerca serialis cubense, 1162 nucleotides. RefSeq names its product dehydrogenase/reductase SDR family protein 7-like. Lineage: Eukaryota; Metazoa; Arthropoda; Insecta; Orthoptera; Acrididae. The record is from RefSeq and is a predicted model, not a curated record. Gene Ontology annotation, cellular component: membrane. The transcript is spliced from 6 exons. Gene Ontology annotation, molecular function: oxidoreductase activity. Bases 128 to 1075 code for a protein of 315 amino acids.